AUGCGCUGUGGCCUUUGCCUUAAGGCUGUAGAUAGUUGUAGUUCAUCUUUGAAUUUGAAAGGAUCCUCCUUCAAAAGCAUUAGUAAGUAUCUAUUCCACUUCCUUAUCCACCUUGAAUACUGGAAGGUAGACGCAGGAGGAAGAUACUUUGUGGGUGUAAGUCUAAUUGCAGCCGGUGGCAGUGGUGGAAUUCUGAUGCCUGUCAUCAUAUGUGGCGGGACAAUGGGGUACUAAGACUACUUGCCUAUCCACAGGACGAUUCCACGUCCUCACGUAUCCGUUAUCGAUGUCUACUUUAUCGUCAGCUCCUCUUUGAUGUUUGUAAGUAAAAGAGCGUGGUACCUAGUACUAGUACAACUCAGCUCUUAACUUAUCACUUCUAUUAAAACAGUAUUGUGCUUGUGCAACUGCAACUGCAAUGAAACAGCUCCUUAGGCUUAGGUACUUAGUCACUUAUGCUAGAACUCCAACACGGAGCGAAGGCAUGACAUGACCAAGACCCUUUUUUACUCUCUAUCUCCGCAGGUACGUUCUGCGUGGUCUCAUAUAUGCGUUAUUUCAGUACGAGUGUGGGCAAGUCGCCAUAGUCCUAGGGAUGGCUUCAUUUUUUGCAGCUCUGACAAGAUUGCCUCUCACCGCCACUAUCCUCAGUUGCGAAAUGUCGGCGAUAUUGUAACAAAUUUUGAUUUCUGCUUUUUAAAUCGAUUAUUCUCAAGAAGAUCAUGUUGUAUGCUGCUUACAUAGAGUCAGUUAGAUUGAGUCUCCGUUUCGUCAUCCGAUGCUGAUCAAUUGAUUCCAUUAGUAGACGUAGACCUCUAUAAUUAAAUUCAGCUAGUAGUAGCUCCUGUUCACCCCCCGCACCCCACACACAAGUGUCAACAUGACCAACCUCUUCAGCUUGAUCUUGAAAUAGCAAUACAUAGUGAUAGUGGUAGGAUUACUCUACUAGUGUCAUCUACUGUUACCUCCUCAAGUUGAGCAUGUUGCUACUCUAUUUCUAUCUCAUCACAUGCAGGACGGUCGAUGAAAAUUUGAUUUUCCCUAUUUUGUUGGCGGCGAUUGUUAGUUCACGGCUAGCUGGUCUUUUUCAGCAUUGUACUGUAUUUGAGAGAAUGAUGCUGCAAGACGGCAUAAAUCCGCUUACCAUCGGCGAGCAAAUUCACAAGACGGUCCAGAUUGACCGAACGGUAUCAUUAUAUUUGUAGAAGAUCAUAGUUCAUCUUCAUACCAGUUUACAAUCAUCCUAGUACCCCCUGUCGUGGUAGCGGUAAUGGCGAGUGCUCUACUUGACCUAGGAAGUAGACACUGUUAACGCUGGUGUUAUCAAUUCAUCCUAGAAAGAUACACAGCGAUAUUAUGUAGAGCAAGCUGUUCCCGUUGUAUCGGUUCAUUGUCUUUCUCCAUUGACAUCCGGACGACAGACGAAGCAAGCAAUGAUCCGCUCAAGGCGGUCGGCAAUAGCACCCGACGACUUGACACGAGCUUCACUCGCCCAGGCAGCCGCAUCACGAGGCUUAGCAGACUUUCUGGCUCAAAGGCAACGUGGCUCCAACAGUGCGGGAUGGGCCAGAUCAGACACGGAAAUGAGUUAAGUGCCCUACAAUUAGACACAGAAAUGAGUGGAAGUUGAGGAUAUAGCUACGUUGUAUUGCAGUUAUUUAGAGCGAUGGCUAAUCAACUUCAACAAGGCAAUAGACGAGUGUUGGACAUGUACUAACAUAUAACAAGGAGGAGACUUGUACUUGUUGAAACAGAACAAGUAGAAGUUGUACGAGGACCAUAGAUACGGUUAAAAACAGCUACAAAUCAACAAAAUAAUGAAGUAGACCUCCACCAAAUUAAACUUGUUCUUGUACGUGAGUAAGUAAAAGUAAAUCAUAUUCCUUGAUGUUCCUAAUCAAAAAUUCGGCUAGGAAUUAAUCGCUCAUGGUUCUAAGAUAUCGGACUUGGUGUUGGUGGUCGGGGUGGUGGUACGAGUCAGGUAAUUGGUAUAUCGCAUGUGAAGAGCCUUCCGCAGGAUAGAACGUCGCUGGGUUUUCAGAUACACCAUCAGUUUGGCCCUCUGUCUACUAUAGGCGGAUCAAGCAGCUCCUCUACCUCUCAUCCAAAUGUAAAUGCCAACGUAACUAGCGGAAAUGGAGCUGGCGGAGCGAACAUUUAUGAAUUGGAUAUGGUAGGCAUCCGUUCGCGGACUUUGUCGAAUUGGUUUCAUUCCGAAUUUCAGUAAAGGUAAAGAGCAUUGAUGUUCUUCUUUGUAUGUUUGUACGGCGAGGUAUCUAUUGAACCCGAAGUCGAACUUGUUGUACUAGAAGUAGCAGUGAUCUACAUGUAUGCAAUUAUGGAUAGUACAUAUUAUUAUUAAAACCUUCUUCCAAAGAUUAACGUGAAGACUACAAUACAUUGAACAACCUGUUGAUGAAGCCGCACACACAGACUCGAAUUCCAGUUCUACUACCUUUUAGUUCGUUCAUAAUGUUAACGAAGAAGAUGACGAUCUUUUGAGCAGUCGCAAGUCACUACGGAUCGGAAUGUCGGACGAGCCUGCCUCAGACGAUGAUACUCAAGCUGACACAGAGAGUAGGCCAUCAAAAGGACCUCCGAUAAUUAUGUGAGUGACGACAUGAACUUCUCUCAGUACUGGUACUACUGGUAAUCAUUAUUCAAUCAGAAUCAGUGAAUCAACACUGAGGCCAGUAUCUUCACGACGUAGAACUAGGACAUCACAACAUUUUAUUAUGUUUCUUGCAUGCAUCCUACAGUAGACAUGCUAGUUUUUCGAACAACUGGGUCUUGGGGUCCACUACCUCUGAAUAUGCACGAACUUGUAAGUACUAUUUGCGGAGUUUGAGCAAACACAUUAUUGCAGUGUAGAUCUAACGCAUACUAACGCAGGCUCCGCAACAAAACUUGCAGUAGUACCUUCAUGCUCUCCGCAGAAUCCAAUGUAGAGUAAAUCAAAAUCUUCAUUUGAGCCUUAACUAAUUGAACAUUUUUAAAAUCUUCAUCUUUAAUAGAAGCAUCUGUUCCUCUAAUUCAAAACGGCAUUCGAUUGUGUCGAAGAAGCAUUCGCUCAGAAGCAGCAUCCAUUCGCUGCUGAGCCCUUCGCCAAGCUUAUUUACCAGUUCACCAAGUAUUAUAUAUAUUUCUUCGUGAUUUAGUUUUGGGUUUUAAUCAAGUUUGUUCAGUUCUUAUGAUAAUAUACAUAGAUACAUAGGAUAUAAUGUUUUUGAUAUUCCACGUCGAUACUCGAGAAUUUCAAGUUUGUUCAGUUCUUAUACAUAGAUCAUACAUGGCCCAUCCAUAACAUCAACAUCGAUACUCGAUUAUUAUAACUAAAAUUAUGUUCUGGAUAUUCAAUUGAUUUCGUCCAUUCCGAUCCAUCAUCAGGCGUCGUGCAAUUUACGGGUGGUGGACAGAUGAAUCCUGGACAGAGGUCGAUGGUGAGUGACAAUGUGACGCUGUUGUACAGGGCGAUGGAGCACAAAGCGCAGCAGGCGUCACGCCGAGCUUCGCGUAACUCAACGGUGGAAAGUAUGGAAAGGAAUAGUAAGCUUCGUUUGGUUAUAAUCUCAGGGACAGAAAGACCAAUAGAAUAAAGUACUUAUACAUAGAUACAUAGUACACGUACAAUAGAUAUAGAUACCCAUGCAUCACCUAAAAAAAGGAGGGUUUUGGUUAGUAUCAUCAUGGAUUCCCUGAAAGAUGGUCCUAGUAUCCCUAAAAAAUAGACGUCGUACCUUGUUCAGGUAGGCUUAUCAAAGAUAUAGAUUGCCCUGCACGGUGGUCCUCUUCAUUAUACUAGAAUAACGUAGACUCGUCGAGAUAUGAGGCUUCCUUAUUGCUGAGAUGUGAGUAAUCACCCUGAAAUUCAGAGUUUUUGAGGUGCCGGGGUAGGCUUGUUGAAGUGUGACGAGUAAUCUGAUUCAUUGCGACCUGUCUUCAUAUUGAGGCAUAUAGGAUUGCUACGUGGGAGCACGACGGCACAGACCAUGCCCGCGUCGUUGAACGGUGGGACCGUAGGAGGUCUACUAAGUGCCGGAGGCGUGGGAGGAAUGUUCGCGCACCAACUCUAUGUUAUGGCGUGAAAGUUGUAAAGGGAAGAUGGAGUGAGCAGGAAGAUCUUGUUGGGUAACAGAUAUUUCUGAAGAGUGUAUCUUGGUAUCGCCCGCCAUCUGGUCUCUAGGGUGGUCGAGAAUGACCAUAACAGGGGCACAUACAUACAAGAGUGUAUUCUUGUAGCUGCUUCUUUCUUGACACAGAUAUGCUUUAGCUUUUCCUGUAUGAUUUCAGAAAUUCUCCAUUGAUUUGCGAUAGUUGAACAGAUCACGAUGAACUAUUCUUGGUCACAGACAACUGAUCGUGAACAGAAUAGAGCGCCAGCUUUUCUUUGUAGUUCAUCAGGUAGCAGUCUUUAAUGAAUGCAAUAACGCUUCGAGUUGCGCAAGUGUGGUUCCCAGCGCCUCGUCGCCCACCGGUGCAACAAAUGCAGCGUCGCCUGCAGGCCUUACUGUUAUGUGGUAGAAGGACGGGGUAUCUUCUGUUGUAGGGAGGGUCAAGGUCUUGAAAAUAAGGAUCAGUCACUUCUGUUGUAGGGUCUUGAAAAUGAGGAUAGUAUCAUACGAGAGCUCCACGCAGAAUCAAUAUAGGCGAGAUAGCAACUGACGAAGCAACCGCAGCACGCAGUUGCUAUCCACACUUUUUAUGCAUGAGUAGUUCUAGACAAAUAAAAAAAAAAUUAAGAGUUUCUGCGUAAUUAUAUAUAUAUAAGAUUAAGAAAGUAGUUAUCCUUAUCCCUGAGUGGGUAGGACUAGGAGUACUACAAGGGACACGAAAGAGUGAACUUUGUUGGCAUUUAAUGCUUCAUUCCCAGUGGCUCGAGUUCUAGCAGUUCAACUCAGCCAGAGCAUCUUCUCGAUACAACUGGUUUGGUGCCAGAAAGACGGAGCUUCGUAGGCCAUGGCCCAGCACGUGGAGGAAUGGACCAGCUGAAGGACAUGUUUCCAACCUCUAGUUAAGGCCACCGCUGAAGCAUCCCCCUACAUCAUGAUGACCCUUGUCCUUCUUUUCAAAGGGAAGAAGAAGUGUCCAACGAUAUGACUGACUCCCAGGGAAAAAAAUAUCCCACGCGGUAUGACCUCUAAUGUAGUGCGGACAUGACGAUUUUCCGCUUUCUGACUUCGUCAGCGCAACAAGCAGUGCGGAACAGUGUCGCAUCACCGCUGCCCCUCUUCCCGGAUGGCCUGGAACUACCAAGUGGGUCGGUAAUGUCAAGUUUCUAAGUGGGAACAAACUAGAAAAAAAAAUAGUCUCAUAAUAUGUUAGAUACAUGAAUACGUUGAACAGCGAGUUUUAUUUGUUCACCAUUUGUUUCUUCAGGGCUCAGUUAUGUGAGAAUGAACAUUAUUAACCCACAAAGAAUACUUAUUCUGAAGUAGUACUACUGAUUCUGAUAUAUCUUCAUCGAAAAUGUUGCAUCCCCGCGAUCAAGUUCAGGUAUCUUUUCCACCGAGUAGCUCGAUUCCUGAAGUCGAUGAGUCUCAGACGCUAGCUGCUGUUGAAGAUGCGAAGCGGCAAACGACGUUGCUGCAAACGGAGGACAUCGCGAAUCUUCCAGGGGCUAAAGAUGACGACAAGGGCUAGACGAUUCAAUAUUUUGCCACCCCUUCAAACUCUUGUCCACGAUCACCUGAGAACUUUUCUGAAAACUUUAACUUAUUAAUGAUGGAUACCUUGUUGUAUCUUACGCUUACCUUAUCGAAUCUGUGGUGCAGCCCACGGUCAAGAAUAGUGACACCUUUCAAUUCAUCGAACAUCGAUUAAGAAAUAUUUCAGACGCAAUAAUAUCAAAAAGAACUGAGUCGGUUCGUCAUUGACGGUCAAAAUAUCUCGAACUGAAAAUUGUAAGUAUGAACCUACUUUUCCAGAUAAGAUGUAAAUCGCUGUAGGUUUUCGUCGGGGCUAGUCCUGCGUAGCCUAGACUGCGUGCGCCUUCCAUGCGCAUGCGCACGGUGCCUAUACCAUGCGCUUGCAUCUUGCACACUUAACUCUAAUCAACUCGAACUAAGGUCGAAGAAUCGUAAUCCUUCGUUAUACGCAUUGUACGCGCGAUUAUAGGAGUACCUACAAGAAUCUACACUAAAAUCUUCAUUAUCGGAAAUAGACGCUACCAAACAAAUGGAUUUGCAGAGUAUGACAAUCUCUAUCUCGCGAAAAGAAAAGAUAAAUUGAUAGGGUGAAGAGCAGGAAUAGUAUUCUUCUCAAAGUUUCAACCCAGCCAGUGAUGCUUGAUAGUGAUAUUUCAGCUGCAGUCGUUUUGCGUGAUUUUGAAUCCUGAGCAGACUAACAGCCAAGAAGAAAGUAGGCCGUGGUCAUAUACUAGAUGAAGUUCUACUCUAACAACUAGUUUGAGUUUCGUCUUUGUUAUAGUUUGAUAAGAGUCUGCAAGAACAAAAGAAUUUCAUCGCAUGCGCAAGAACAAAAAGGUCGGGCUACAGGUAUUUUCCCCUUUAUGCAUAGCGAUUGCGCAAAAUCAGGAAAGGUCGAUUGUCCUCUCAUUCUUCUGGGUCAGCAUCAUGUUGCCAAACACCGACGAUCUCGGAAAGGUAGUCUAGCGCGACGCUUUUUCGUUUCCUUAGUUCUUCAUAGAUAUGCUUAGACUAUAAAAUUUUUUGUAUUAGUUAGGUGUCCUCCACCGAUGUAUUAGUACCGAUCUAACCUGUUGAUGAUGAGCUCACAGAUAGUAUUUUUAGCAGCCUCCGUGAUCACCUUUCUAUUUUUGAAAACACCCAUAAUAUAUCUCUGUGCAUGGUGAUAAGCAUAGUGCCACCGGUAGCAUAGGGCGGCGCACUUCACCGUACUGCAAAGCUUCUCGCUGCAUUUAGUUUUAGAUUUAGCAUAAUCCUGCAUUGAGUUCUCCCUCAUGUGAGCACACCCGCUGCGUGCCUGUCAUUGCAUUAAAAAAUGUAAGACACGUCUCAUUCCGAUUCUGCAUCGCAUUUCUGGAAUUUAAUAGAUGAACCCCGCUCCUUAUAACACAGCUAAAUACUAGAGUAUGAGUGACUGGGAUACAAAAAUUCUCGUUUACUCAAUCCCUCAUAUGGAGCAGCAUGAG
Amoebophrya sp. A25 is the source of this 7111-nucleotide messenger RNA. Lineage: Eukaryota; Dinophyceae; Syndiniales; Amoebophryaceae. The record is from the annotation of a GenBank genome assembly.